Pygocentrus nattereri (red-bellied piranha) is the source of this 3537-nucleotide messenger RNA. Its product is annotated as peter pan homolog. Gene Ontology annotation, biological process: G protein-coupled receptor signaling pathway; ribosomal large subunit assembly; rRNA processing. Gene Ontology annotation, cellular component: preribosome, large subunit precursor; plasma membrane. The record is from RefSeq and is a predicted model, not a curated record. Gene Ontology annotation, molecular function: neurotransmitter receptor activity; G protein-coupled ATP receptor activity; rRNA binding. The transcript is spliced from 14 exons. Bases 191 to 2758 code for a protein of 855 amino acids. Lineage: Eukaryota; Metazoa; Chordata; Actinopteri; Characiformes; Serrasalmidae.
GCCGCGCUUCUUCUCUGCUCGGUUUUCAGUCGGAGAUCCCACGUGUGCGCGUCGCUGAGCCGUGCGGGCUGCUAGUGGAGGUGGAGAUGGAGGUUACCAGCGAAAAUAAGUGACCUGAGCAGAUUUCGAGCGAGUCUUUACUCACAUCUCUUCUCUUAAAUAGCCACGGCUUGAUCUGUUCAUCUAAAAUAUGGGGAAAACCAAGACUAAGAACCAGAAGGCAGCACGUGUGACCUCUGCCUCCGUGGCCGAGGAGGAGUAUGGUACUGUGCCGCACUCCUUCGUCUUUCACCGCGGCCUGGUUGGUAAAAACGUCGACCAGCUGGUUACAGACAUGCGGCGCGUCAUGGAGCCCUACACAGCAAGAGCUUUAAAGGUUCGAAAGAAAAAUGUCUUAAAAGAUUUUGUGACUGCAGCGGGACCACUGGGUGUCACACACUUUCUUAUAUUCACCAAAACUGAAACCAACGUUAAUUUGAGACUGGCACGACUUCCCAAAGGGCCCACCCUUUUUUUCCACGUUACUAAGUAUUCUCUCAUCAAAGAUGUCGUUUCAUCGUUGAAGAGGCACAGGAUGCACGAGCAGCAGUUCAGUCAUCAUCCGCUGCUGGUGCUGAAUAAUUUUGGCCUAGAUGGCAUGCAUAUCAAACUAAUGGCCACCAUGUUCCAGAACAUGUUCCCCUCCAUCAACGUGCAUACGGUCAACCUCAACAACAUUAAGAGGUGUGUGCUGCUCACUUAUGACCCGGAGUCCAAAGAAAUAGACUUCCGUCAUUACAGCCUGAAGGUGGUCCCUGUAGGCAUGAGCCGAGGAGUGAAGAAACUCAUGCAGGAGAAACUCCCCAACAUGAACAAGCUGGAAGAUAUCAGCGAUCUGCUAUUACAAGGGGUGAACCUAUCCGAGAGUGAAGCUGAACAAGACGGGGAUCACAACAUCACAGAACUGCCUCAGGUUUACUCGGGCCGUGGCAACAUGAGGUCACAGCAGAGUGCUGUCCGACUAACGGAGAUUGGCCCUAGAAUGACCCUGCAGCUGGUGAAGAUCACGGAGGGCAUGGGAGACGGGAACGUGCUUUAUCAUUCCAUUCAUACAAAGACGGAAGAGGAGCUUAUGGAGAUCCUGAAGAGGAAAGAGGCUCGUCUGAAGGAGAAAGCAGAACGUAAACAGAAGCAGGAGCAAAAUAUAUCCCUAAAGAAGCAGAAACGGGAUGAAAACAAGAAAAAGAGUCUGGAAGGGAUGAAGAAGAAACGGCAGCAGGAGGGAGCAGGGUCUGAUGAUAGUGAAGUGGAGGAUCCUGGGAUGCAGGAGGACCAGGCUGCGGCUGAAGAGUCGGAGGACGAGGCGGAAUACUACAGGCAGGCCGUCGGCCAGGAACCAGAUGAAGACAUGUUCCCCACUGCAAAGAGGAAACAUGGACCAGGCAAGUCACCCAGACCCUUCAAAAAGAGGAAAACGUCCUCUUCAAAAGCCUCUGAUGAGAAACAAAGCCCCCGGCCUGCUGGUAAGCCAGCUUUCGGUGGUAAAGCCUCUGCUGGCAAAAAGUUUGGAGGGAAGAAAUUUGGCGUAGGAGGCAAAGGAUUCGGGGCUAGAAAGACGGCAGGUACUGGCAGCAAGUUUGGAAAGAGCAAAUGGGGAAAGAAGUUUGGAGAAAACAAAAGGGAUGGAUUUGGUGGGAAUAAAAAUGGGCCAAAGAAAGGCCCCAGUUCGAAGCUGAAAGGACAGAGAUCGAAAACUGGUUCUGGGUUUAAAGCGGGACCGAGAGGAGGCAAAGCAAAAAAGGACUUCAAACAAAAGAAAGCGAGGAGUGAUAGCGCUGUCACCUCAAUGCAAGAAGGGCCUGGUUUCAGUUCUCUGGCUAGGAGGCGCAGAGCAAUGACGGGGAACAACUCCUCCUGUGGCUUUAUAGCCCAAAAGCAGCUGUUACCUUUCAUGUAUAGCGUGGAGCUGUGUGUGGCUCUAUUGGGGAACAUAUUCGCCCUGUGGAUGCUGGCGACGAGGGAGAGGAGAAACUGGCACACUGGAGUGGUGUUCUCCUGCAACCUGGCCAUCAGCGACAUCCUCUAUGUCCUGACCUUCCCUCUUCUCAUCAUCACCUAUUUAAAUGACAGAAAGUGGAAAUUCACUGAACCUGUCUGCAAAAUUGAACGUUUCCUUUUCGCCUGCAACCUUUACGUCAGCAUCUAUUUCAUCAUGUGCAUCAGUGUCAACAGGUACCUGGCCAUCGUCCACCCCUUUUUCACACGCAAACACGUGCGUCCCAAACACGCCAAGAUCGUCAGCGUGCUGGUCUGGGUCACUGUGGCCGUCCUCUCAAGUCCGAUCCUCAAGUUUGCAACCAUCGAAAAAGAACGGUGCAGGUCAUUCUCAAGCAAAGCAAAGAGUUACAAGCGCGGCUACAGGGUCUUUAUGGCUGUCGUUGGCUGCCUUGUUCCAUUUGUGGUCACAUUCAUGUCCUAUUUUUGUGUGAUAUGGGCAGUUUUAAAAAAUGCCAACAUCACCACACUGGAGAAGAAAAAAGUGGCUCUGAUUGUGGCUUCGGUCUGCAUAAUCUAUUUCAUAUCUUUUGUGCCCUACCACAUUCUGCAAAUAUGGCACUUUCAGCUGAAGGAGAAUAGAAAAAAUGACUGUGCGGUGCAGAACGCAUACCAAGUGUCAAAGGGACUGGCAGGUGUUAACAUGUGCGUUCACCCCAUCCUCUAUAUGGCCGUGUUUGAUAGUAUCAGGACAUUUUGCUGUGGAAGGAGCUCCAAUAAAUAGGUUCCCUACAUAUUUUCUGUUCUACAAGCCUAACAGUACAGCUACCAUUCUUCAGCUUAGAUUCACAGUCGUAUGAAAAAAAAUCAGCUAUUUGCAGCAUAGUUUCUAUACGGACUGCAUGGACUGGGGAGGGAAUAGUACAUUGUGAAAUGUUAAUACUGUUUAUAUACAAAACAGUGUGUGUUUUAAAGAUGCUUGUCCUCCUUAUAAGCUGGAAACAUCAAAGGCAGUGACAUCACUGACUUGUGAAUGACAUCACGCUGAUUUUCCAUCUUACUCUAUAGGGAAUAAAUUAAACAUAAUAUUUUCUUAACAAUUUUAGUGCACAAUUUCUGUUUAAUUGCUGAAUUUAACAUAAUGGACAAAAAUAAAAAUGCCCUAACCUUUGCACGGGCCAUUUAUGUGUUGCCCUCAAUACCUUAAUCUCAGCAUAUAAACAGUGAUUGUGUAUUAAAAUGUGCUGAAGUGUGUCCCUGUAGAGGAUGUAUUAACUAAGUUCCACUUAGAAAAUCAACAAAACCUGUAACCGGACCAGGGUCGCCCAAACUUCAGCAUACAACUGUACCAUGGAAUGCUCCUACCUCCUAGCUUCAGCAAGAUUAUGGAAAAAAUAUGUAAUACUGUGUAAAUAACAUGUAACUGUCAUUUUCUAUUUUUAAGUGCCAUUUCUAUCUAUAUUUCUGUUAAACUUUCAUAUUAGUUAAUUAAUGACUGUAUUUAAUGUCAUUUUAGUCUCUGGUGAGUAAAAACUGAAGCAGGAUCUCCUAUUUUACACCUAA